Messenger RNA from Colias croceus (clouded yellow), 2954 nucleotides. Its product is annotated as protein arginine N-methyltransferase 9-like. The transcript has a single exon. The record is from RefSeq and is a predicted model, not a curated record. Gene Ontology annotation, molecular function: protein binding; protein-arginine omega-N monomethyltransferase activity. Gene Ontology annotation, biological process: peptidyl-arginine methylation. NCBI's taxonomy places the organism in Eukaryota, Metazoa, Arthropoda, Insecta, Lepidoptera, Pieridae. Bases 161 to 2359 code for a protein of 732 amino acids.
ACAUUUCCAAUUUGUUUGUUUUUAUUUGUGUUCAUACGCCAAAUCGUAGAAAUAGUGUUUCUGUGAAUGUUCUGUGAUUAGAAGAAAUUACAUUUUAUAGAUACGUUAUAAUAUAAACUUUAAAAUUUAGUAAGUGCUAUUUAUCGCUUAAAUUCUAGAAAUGGGCACCCCAACUUCAAAUGCACGUGAAUACAUUGAUUAUGGACGACAACUUUCUUCAAACGAAUGUUAUGCAAAAGCCUUUGAUAUGUAUAUAACGGCUUUUGAAAAGAAUCCAGACUUAAAGAAUCUUUACGAACGCGAAUUUCGUAGUGUAAUCAACAAGUUAAAUGAAAUGUUAGCUGCAGGAGAUAAAAUUGACGACAUAUUUUGUAAUUUUUCGCGAGCCAUAUUUUUAUUUCCUGGUAACAUGUACCUGUUGAAUGAUGUCGGAAAAUAUCUCUUCAAGUUUGGUUUCUACUCCGAAGCGUGGUUUCACUUUCAAAGAGCUCUUAAAAUCGAUGCCGGCUUUGUAAAUGCAGAAAAGAACCUGAACUCCGUAAAAAACCUGAUGGUUGAACGAUGGCACUUUAAAAUGUUAAAUGAUAAAAUACGCAACGAAUCUUAUCGCGCUGCAAUACAUGAUCUUAUUUCCGAAGGCACUGAUACUGUUCUAGACUUAGGAUCUGGUACAGGCCUUCUUUCUCUGUAUGCUAGCGAAUGCAACCCCAAGUCUAUAACAGCUUGUGACAGUUCUGAAGUUAUGGCCAAUCUAUCCAAUGCAGUUUUAAAUGAUAAUGCAGUGAACAUUGAAUUUAGUGUUGUAAACAAAACUUCAACUUCUUUGAAUCAUUUUGAUAUUGGUGGAAUGCAUAAUGUUCUCGUCACAGAGUUGUUUGAUGCCGGUCUCUUUGGAGAACAUAUUUUAAAAGCUCUAGAUCACGCAUGGCAGAAUUUGCUUCACGAAGAUGCAAAAGUUCUACCUGCAUCUGUUCAAUUCUAUGUUAUGGGUGUUGAAUGUCAAUAUCUGAUUGACAAAUACCAGCUAUGUCAAGCUGCAAAGGAUCUGUUGAAUAUACCAUCAUUAACUGUCCAUACUUAUCAAUUUGAUGAAACAUAUGAUUGUGAAGACAUCACCUUAUUUAAAACUCUAAAAUAUAUAACUGAACCAAAAUGUUUAAUGUCUGUAGAUUUCAAUGAUGUUAACAGUAUAGAGGAUAAACUUAAGAAUACAGAGCCUUAUAUCACGCAGUUAGCUGUAAAUCAGAGUGGCGAGCUGAGCACUAUUAUUGGGUGGUUCAAUUUAAUUUUAUCAGACAAAUACAAACUCACAACUGACCCCAGAUCUGACAAUAGAGCUACUGCAUGGGAUCAUGCAAUAUUUUUUGAUCACAUACCAAAGAAGGUGAUUGAUGAUCAAAGAUUAGUGUAUAAAUUUACCUUACAAUCCGGUAGAAUAGCACUUGUACCGGACUGCAAUGUUAAAAUCACUAGAAUUUCAACAGAAAUCAUGCGCUUCUUAAAUGAUACUGAUUACAUGAAGAAAAUUAUGAGUUGCUUGGGACUGGCGUGCGUGUAUCUGGGUCAGUUAACAGAAAUGUCUGAUAUGAGCAUUGCUGAUUUAAGUCCAUUUCCCAUAUUUGGAUUACAAAUGUUAAAGAGAGGUGCCAAAUCCCUAGUUUGUUGUGUGAAGUCUGAGGUGGAUAAGCAAUUCUUUGAUGAAGUUUUUAAAGCUAAUGGCAUUGAUGAAAGCAAGAUAACAUUUUUAUAUGGGACCACAUGGAAUAGAGACAGUUUUAAUGAAGAUAAAUACCAUGCUAUCUUCUGCAAUAUUCUAGAAGUUGCUGGAGAUAUAGACUUACGAUAUAAGGAUAUUAGCCAUUACUUGAGACAGAACCACCUACAUCCUGGAGGUCUAUUCUUACCUUCACGAAUAACACUAAUGGCACAGAUUGUUAAAUGUGACUGGUUUGAUGUCACUAACAGACUUGAUGAUAGGAAUGUCAGUAACUACAAGAUAGCUGAACAUAUUAAUAAAUAUCAAGCGUCACAAUGCUUCUGCAUUGAUUUUUCCCUUCUAGACCACAUUCCAUUAUCUGACCCAGUCGAUUUAGGAGAAUGUAUGAAUAUGGCAUCAGAUGUGAUUAAUGUUGGUAUCUUAAGAACUGAAGAUGCUAAUGGUGUUUUCUGCUGGUUUAAUGUAGAAUUGAUGGAGAACAUGGGAGAAAUAAGUACUAAGAGGCCUGGAAGUUUUAUAGAUGGUACUGCGUUCUUGGCAGACCCUCAUAUAUUAAUGAAGAAAGGUGAUAUUGCUAACAUAUUGCAUUGUGUUGAUACGGAUGGAUCAUUCAAAUUAAUGCUGGAUGUUGAAGCAACAUAAACCAUGAUAAAUGGCCUAAGGUGAAUGAAAUACUAAACUGGAAUCAAUGGGGUAAAAGAGAUAUAAGAGAGAAAAUACUAGUCACUUCUAAAUGUUAAAGUUUACAUUGUAAGUUAUAUCUUUAAAUGAUUGUUGUGCCAUAAAAGUUUAGAAACGGUGUAGCCAGAUAUUGUCUAUGUAUGCUGUAUGGUAGAACUAUGGAUGUUUUCUUCUGAAUGUCUUGUUUGUCUAAGAUUUUCAAAGGUUGAUUACAUAUCGAUAAUCUUCAAUAUUUAUUAACACACAAUUUUAAAUUACAUUAUUCAUGAAUAAUAAUAUGAUAUGAACAUUAAUAUAAUAUUAUCACAUAUUAUAUAAUAUUAUAAUAAUUUAAAAUUGUUCUUUCUAAUUGUAGCACAUUUAUACCUAAAAAAUAUAUGCUCAUUGAUGUCUAAUAAAGUUUAUUAAAUUAAUAUAUGAUAAUAAUUGUAAUUAGUUGUAUUAGAAGAUAAAAUCUGAAGACUUCUAGUAUCAAAUUCUGUAUACCAUGUCUAGGAACUUUUUGGCGAUGUUUACAAUAAGUGUUAUAUGUAAUAAAGAAUUUUAUUCAAACAAA